AUGCCAGGUCUUAACGACAGACUGAUCAACGCUUGGGAGCGAACGCAAGUAGAGCUACACGGAGCCUACUCCACGGAUCGAGUGCUGGCACUGGCACAAUAUACUCAAGAGAAGAGCUGGGCUCACAUCGCCAUGAUGUUGCUGGUCACCCCACUGGCAUGUUUGACCAUCACAGUACUGAGUGACGUCCUGCCUCUAGCUGACCCAUCCGACGGGGUUGAAGCCAACAAAAUGUUUCAAGUGCGGCAGUUCUACACGUUCGUGAUCAUCAGCUUCUUGUGUGCUCAGCAGUUCCGAACAAGCGUACGAGCGCUACCGUACCCCAACUGGAGGGUGGUCAGGAACUCAAUUGUCAUCGCUUUCCUCACGGUUGCCGUGCUGUACGGCUUGGCAUUGUGGACCGGUUUCCCUGUCCCGUUCUCGAUCAUAAUCGCGAUCCCGUCGUGGGUCGUGUUCAUCACGAUCUCCAUGGCGAUUGAAUGGCUGAGGUUGAUCCGGCAGAACCCUGGGAUAGAAACCAUGGUGCUUAACACGGCCAAGGUU
Molecule: messenger RNA, 543 nt
Organism: Phytophthora sojae
Lineage: Eukaryota; Oomycota; Peronosporomycetes; Peronosporales; Peronosporaceae
Exons: 1
Source: RefSeq, a predicted model, not a curated record